AUGUCACUGGACGUCGGUGACGUAACUGAUUCGCGCGUCCCGGAAGAUAUUUUAUUCCCGGACGAGUUAUGCCGCUACCUUCGGGAAGAAUUGAAAACCUGUACCCGCGAAAACUCCGUCUUGAGGAAGGACAUUGCAGAAAAAGAGAAACAAAACGAAGACACCCAACGCAAGUUGCUAAAACUAGAAACGAAACUCAAGGAGUACCAGGACUCGUCCGACAUGGUCGCCGCUACUCCCAAUCACUUGGUCAGCGCCAAGAUCGUCGAGAUCAGCAAGAAGCUGCGCGAAAAGUGCGCAGAACUUGAAUCAUGCAAGUCCAAGUAUGCGAAACUUGAAAACUACGUCCUCGAAUUGGAAAAUCGAUCGACUCGUUGCGAACCAAUUGCAGAAUUCAGAUGCGAAGACGUCGAGACGAAGCGGCUGGAAGAAAAGCUCCGUGCUACUUCCAACAAGUUGGUGGAGGGGAGGGACGCCAACGCGCAGCUUAAAAACGACCUGAAAACUGCCAACGAGUACCUGAAACGAGAGACGGGGGAAGAACUGACUUCGUUGCUCGGCAAUAGCAAGUGGAAAGGUAAAUCUGAGCUGAUUAACGAAUUGCAGAGCAAAAACAGGGAGCUGAAGGACAAAAUUAAGAUGAUGCAGGAUACUCAGCAGAGUUACGCAAAGACAUACCAGAAAUUGACGAGCCUGGAACAGGAAAGCAGAGACGUAAAGGCUAUCAACGAAGAACUGAGGAGAAAAAUCGAAGCUAUCAAGGCUCGGAACAAAGCUUUGGAGGCAGAUAACAAGAGUUUAAACUUAAAAUAUUCUACGUUGAACGAACACUACGAAAAAGAUCAGUGCUUCAUCGCUACCUUGUCGGCUCAGGUAGUUUCUUUCGAGGAGCUCAGAAGGGACGUAACAAGGGAAAAAGGAUGUUUACUGGGCAAGGUCCGUAAUGAGAAAGAGCAACUGUUUCUAGAGGUGCAAACAUGCAAGACUAUAAUAAACGAGCUACGCCAACACCUCGAAUCGAAAAAUGAGCAAAUUACUGAACUGAUAAAAGUCAAAGGCGUCAAGGAGGACGAGGAAGAAAUGGUCGUAGCGGAGUGCUACGAUGCCGAACGAAUUAAGAUUUUAGAUUUAGAUUUAAGAUUUUAG
Messenger RNA from Cylas formicarius (sweet potato weevil), 1146 nucleotides. RefSeq names its product tax1-binding protein 1 homolog B-like. The transcript has a single exon. Lineage: Eukaryota; Metazoa; Arthropoda; Insecta; Coleoptera; Brentidae. The record is from RefSeq and is a predicted model, not a curated record. The coding region runs from base 1 to 1146 and encodes 381 amino acids. Gene Ontology annotation, cellular component: centriolar satellite. Gene Ontology annotation, biological process: cytoplasmic microtubule organization; non-motile cilium assembly.